AUGGCCUGUGCACCCAGCAAUGUGUUAGGCUUUUCAAUUUCCCCAGAUAUACCAGACGACCGUUCCAACAUAUUCUCAAUGGUAUGGCAAGUACGAGCAGGCCAUGCAGCUGCCACAGAUAGCAUUGGUGAUGGAGUACUGCACCAGAUCCUUGAGACGGCAUUAAUGCUCUGUGUUUCAUGGAAACCUGAGUGUUCUGGUGAUGAUGGUGGCGAUGAAUUAAUGGAAGAUACUGAUGGGGAUGCCUGUGAAACCUUGGAUGAUGAAUACAUCGCUCUGAAGCUAUCGCGCUUUCCUUCUGAUGAAAAACUUGAUGCUUUAUCUGCUCUCAGACACCUAUCUGCUAUCUACAUGUUGAAAGUAGGCAAUGGCCCAGAUCCAGUCUCUCCAGCGCUCCUCAAAUGUGCUGUCAACACCAUUGAUUCCAUCAUUGAUAUGCCCUGGCUUCAACAUAUGUUCAAAACCCUCGCACUGACACUUGCUAUGUUGCCAGCUGAACAUGGUGGACCCAUGCCUGAGCAGCCUGGAGAUCGCAUCAAACUAGUGCGCAUUUUUCAAGCCCGCAUGGACUCAUCUUCUUUGUCAUCCCAUUCGAAAGGAAUAAUCAAAGAUAUAUUCAACAAACGGGUAACUGCUGAUGCCCUAAUUCCACUCCUGCAGUUUGAGGGCUGUGGACACCCAAUAGAUCCAUCAUUUGCUGGACUUGUUGAUUCAGAUGAUACCCCAGACCAGCAUUAUCGUGCACGUAGGUUUGUCAAGGUUUUGAGUGGCGUCAAUCUCCUGCCAUCAACUGGCUGCACAUUCAAGAUCAACCUCGUUCAGACAGUACCUGAGGCAGCCACAUUUGGCCAGCAGUACAAUGUAAAGUCCUUGAAUCUCCACACCUCCCUACUGAAGCUGAGAUAA
Suillus paluster is the source of this 906-nucleotide messenger RNA. RefSeq lists its product as uncharacterized. The transcript has 6 exons. Lineage: Eukaryota; Fungi; Basidiomycota; Agaricomycetes; Boletales; Suillaceae. The coding region runs from base 1 to 906 and encodes 301 amino acids. The record is from RefSeq and is a predicted model, not a curated record.